GGUGUUUGAAGAGCGACGUUGCUGGCAUAUUUGUUAUUGAGAAUGUUCGUAUAGUUUCCUUUUGAGACGCUGAAGUUAUUGAUGUAUUUGAUGGUCAAUUAAUUCUUUAUUUCUAUGUUACUACUAUAGUACCAAGAUGACAUUAGCUGCGUUAUGUUUGCUCGAAAUAUUAUUUAUAGUUUUACGCAACGCUUAAUAUACUUAUAUAUUAUUCCUUUGUUAGUGUCAUAUUUAUUUUCAACAUUCUUAAUGUUCUUUCGGGUAAUUCCGCUCACCACGUGUCUUUAUUUAUUCAUAGUUCACUUCUCACAGUGACUUCCUAGAUGGUAUUAGUGAGAAAGUCAUCACUUCAAAUAUACUUUGGAUCUCUUAUAGGACGGCAGUAUAUGACUGUUGAUAGCGAGAGUUUUGAGUAAAUUAUAUGCAAUAGAACAUAGAGCCAACCGUAGCUUUGUUUGGAAGCUCUCUCGGUCUAUGCAGAAUUAUCCUUGUACUUCUUAAUUUACUUCGAAGUAACUGGCUGUAAAGUAUGAGCGUGGUUAGUAAAACGAAUAUAAGUCGACAAAGGGCAUAUACGCUAUCGGUUAGAUAAAAGCUUAUAAUUAUUCGAUACAGUAUUUACAACAUUCAGUCGCAACGUAUAGUUUGGUACAAAUACACAUCAGCCCAUAUUUACAGGUACGACGAACUCUCAAAAGUCGAUACAGUACAUUACCGACCAGUUUUUGUUCACAUAUUGUUUAGUUUAAAAGAGAUUAAUAGGUGUUUGUGUUUCAGGGUUAUCACUGAUGCCUGAGCUGACGAUUCCCACCUCUUUACAUUACUCGUAAUCAUAACAUAACUUCUCACUUUGUAUAAGUUUCUGUCUUUUUUAAUCAUAGUUUGUUAGGCUGAGGUUAAAGUGUUCAGACAACAUAGUGGCUAGAAUAACCUAAUUGUAGGUUGUAAUACACAUAAAUAAGGUAGACUGGGAAGCUGUGAGUAUAAAAUACAAAACUAGUCGGCUAGCAAUUCCACCAUAUUCUUUUACAUUGAGUUUAUGUGUUUCUACAUUUUACAGAUUAUUUUAAGGCUUCUAAAUCUUGUACAAAAACGUAUAAACGUAGUUUAAAUUGUGGCAAGAACAUUGUUGCGUGCUGUCAUAGGUCAGCAGUUAAAUUUCACCAUGUUAAAUCGUUAGUUUGCGGUCUUGAAUUUUACUCUACCUUAAUAACUGCGUAGUACUACCAACUCAUAAUGUUUAAAUCAAAAUACCAGACUGGCCUUGGUUUCUGAGUUUCAGUAGAUAAAAUUAAUGGCUACAUUUCAAUGAAUUUUUCAUCAAUAACUAUAUCCAUAUAAUUAUUUUUUAAAUCACAAUCCAAAUGAGUCAGCUUUUGUACUCUUGAUUGCGUUUUCCUGUCACAUAGUGUACCCUAACAACCUAGUUAAGAUUUCUUCGAUUCUCCAUGCAUAAAACGUCAUAGUUAACAACUUUACAAGAUGUUUCUUUCUAGUUGCUUUAUUUUUUUACGCGAUACUUGUAACGCACUCAGGUAAUUACAAUAAAUAAAAUACUCCAAAAAUACUUGGCCAUCUUUAUCAUACACAUGUCCAGAUUUUUGUGAUAAUUUCUUUAUUCUUUUAAUUGCAUGCAUUUUGCAGCUUUGUUGCCAUUUUAUUUCUUUUUGCUCUAUGUUUUGAUUGAAUUGUAAAGCCAUCAAAUAUUUCUGUAAUCAAAUGUAAAUUGGCAUACUGUUAUGGCUUCUUAUGCGACAGAAAUGCACGCUUCUUCUGGUUGUGAAGUCUCACACAACAAACAGUCUCAAAAUUCAUCUGAUUCUUAUGGGAACAAAAAAACCUCAUCUACACAUUCCACCAAUAAUUAUAAAAGUUCAUUCGAAAGAACUAAUCAUCCACCAAUAUCUCAGUCAGUUCCAUCUUGUUCAGACAUGAAUCCUGUAACAAGCCAGCUUCAACAGCAACAUUCACAGUACCGUUAUUCAGAUCCGUAUAGUUUCCUACGUCAGCCAGAGUCUAAUCCACGGACGCUUCCUAAUUCUGAUACUAUGAAUUGUAUCCCCUCAAUUUAUACAAGCCCAGAAUAUAAUUUAAACAGUCCAGACUUAUGCACACAGACCAGUCAUUUACAGUCUUAUUUACAUCGUAUAUCUUGUUGCUUGCCUCAAUGUCCACAAUGUCUUUCUUACAGUCUUUUCGCUCAAUCUUAUAAUUUUCCAAACAAUGGAACGGCUCUACAACCACCUUUAGUAUUGUCUCCAACUAUGUUGAAUAAUUACUCAACUUCAGCACUGUGUUGUCCAUCAGCUUCUCAAAUACCAUAUUAUUUUUGGUACAACCAGGAUCCUGAAUUUCAGAAACAAUAUUAUCAAACUCAAUUAGCUAUGUCUAAGUUGAAUCUGGACCAUUCGUCUCCAAAUACAUGUAUGAUGGUACAAUCGGGACCAGAUCCUAUGCAUGGGUCUUUGCCAAAUCAAGCACAUCAAGCUGAGGCAAAUUAUUCUACAAACCCAAAUACUUUUGCUUCAGUAUCCUUAUCGGAAAAUCCUAAUACAAUUGUUCAUCCGCCUAGUUUAAUUAUGCCUAUGCCUCGGUCUGUCGCUAUUGCUACUUCUCCUACUACUACUACCAUGAAUAAUAGUAAUGUAUCGUCUAAAACAAAUGAUCCAUCUCUAAUCAACCAGUUCGAUUAUUCCAAUGCUUCAUCUUAUGCAAGUAGUAACAGUACACCAUUAAAUAAUCAAUUGAAUGGGUAUACAACACUUCCUAUGGAUGGUGUCUACGAUCCAACUAACAGUGCAUGGUAUCCUGGAUAUUGGAAUUCGAAUAAUCUAUGGGUAUCAACGGCAACUGGUCAAGGUGGUUAUUUAACAACACCAUUCAAUAAUAACAGAUUAUCUUUACCAAUUUCUUCAUUUUCACCCAACCCACAGUCGUUCAACACAGAUGAAUAUGCAGUUCUACAUCAACAAUAUGUAAAUACGAUAAAUAAUGAUUUCACUGGUGUUAUCAAUACUGGUAAUAAUCAUCAUCGCCAUCAUCAUUCAACAGAUUUAAUAACAAAUUAUAAUCAGUCAAGAGAUAGGACGGUUGUUGUUAGUCAACAGUCACAACAAACACUUUUAGCUAAUAGUAAUAAUAACAACACUACUUCAUCUAUGCCAUCGCUAUCAUCAUCUCCGUCGAUAAUGCUCAAUGCAGCAUCUUUAUCAUCAACACCAGUCAGUAAAUUAUUAUCAUCAUCAUCGUCAUCAUCAUCAAACCAAAAGGAAUAUCACACAUUAUCGUAUUACACUAAUCCGAAAUCAAAUGAUUCGUUAACAAAUUUACAAAAUAUUCAAUAUUGUUCUUAUCCUCUACCGUUUUAUAACACGAAUAACGUUGUCAAUAUGAUAAAUAGUAGUUAUAAUAACAAUCAUACUACUGCAUCUGUUAUCACUCAUAAUAAUACUAAUAGUAAUAUUAACAGUAGUAAUAAUAAUAGCAGCAAUAACAGUAAUAAUAUGCGUUUAAUUUUAACAAUAUUAGCCAAUUCACGAGCAAAUACUACCGCUAUCGCUACUCCAAACAUUGUCCAUAGUCCUUAUCGUUAUAGUCCAGAUCGAAAUAGUUUAUUAUGUAAUCGUCAAAAGCUAUUAUCUGUCAAUCCCAUUUCGUGUAAUACAAACACUACUCGAUCUAUGUGUAAAGCGUUUUCACAAUCCGAGUUGGCACGUUUAAACUUGAAUGUUAAUCCAGUGAAUUUCGAUGCAUCACUAGUGCAUAGAGCUCGUUAUUUCAUUAUUAAAUCAGACUAUGUGUACAAUGUACACCAAUCUAUAAAAUAUGGUGUUUGGUGCUCAACUCGUACUGGUAAUCAAUGUUUGGAUGAAGCGUAUCAAUCAGUACAUGGUUCUACCGUGACUAUAACAACAACAACAACCGCCACCACCACCUCUGCUAAAAACGUCAAUAGUCGUAAUGAUGAUAAUAAUAAUAAAGAUAAUACUAGCAUAAUCAGUGAUGAAUCGAAAUUAGUUCAUAACAGUAAACUACAAUCAGAUAGUAAUGAAAAAGUAACGGGAAUUACUUCUACUACUACUAAUAAUAAUAAUGAUAAAUCCUGCCCAACUAACAAUCCUGUUCAAUGCCCAAAUGAUUGUCUUUUGUUAUUUUGUUCGGUGUUUAUUUUUUUUUACCAGUCGCCUGCUGUUGUUACAACCGCACCCAUCUUGUCUGUUUGUUCUACCACGUGUACUAUCACCACUAAUACAAAUACACCCAAUAACAAUAUAAACUUUGAUAAAGCUAACGUUUCAAGAACGAAAGUCAAUACAAACGAUCCAAUUAUACCAAUAACAACUAUUUCUUCAACCAUACCGACGGCAAAUAAUGGUCAGAACUCGAUCAAAUCAAAAAGAACUUCAACAUCUACAUUUAAUACUAACAUAAACUCUUCUCCUGGACAUAUUAUUCUAUUUUUUUCAGUUAGAGAAUCUGGAUAUCUAACUGGAGUUGCUGAAAUGAUCAGUCCGGUUAAUCCACAAAAGCGUUCUACAAUAUGGCAAGAUUUACGAUUUAGAGGAGAAUUCGCUGUGAGAUGGUUGUAUAUUAAACAUAUUCCGAACCAUGUCAUUAAGCAUAUCUUAGUUGAAUGCUAUGACAAUCGUCCGGUUACAGUGUUACGUGAUACUAGUGAAAUUUUACCACCGUCUAAGGGGGAAGAAUUACUACGUAUUGUACAUGAAUAUGGAUUAUCUACGUCAUCAUCACUACCGAAUAUGUCAUCCUCAUUGUCAACAUCAUCAUCAUCUCAUUCGAUUGGAGGUGCUAAAUCAUCGACCAGCAAAAUUGGUAACAAUCAUAAUUUUUCAACCAAUACAAAUUUGACUAAUUCAAAUGGAUUAAAUAAUCAUAAGACUACUAAUACGAGUAGUACUUUGAUUGUUCCAUCAUCUACCAUCUUUAAUAGUAACAAUAACACUAUUAAUAAUAGUAAUAGUAAGAAUAUCGUCCCUUCAGUGAGUAUAUGUUCAACGAUUCCUGAGAAUUCACAAGUUACUACUAAUAUGUCGAAUAAACAUAAGAAUAAUUCUUCGUCUACAAUUGUAUAAAUUAUCAUAUGAUCCUCUCAAUUUCUUCUAUUUCGUUAACUUCAGUGAUAUAUAUAAUAUAAAUAUGUACAGUUUUCUUUUUCUAAAUGAAGUCGUCGAUUAGAUAUCUGUCAUCUUCAAGUUUAUUCCCAGAAUAAAAUAAUCCUAUUCAUUUCUUGAGUAUCAACUUUUAUAUACUACUGAAAAAAAGCAGUUUCGUAUCUUUGAUAUUGGUACAAGGAGGCACCAAGUACAUAUUGCGCCACACAAAUCUCAUUCGAUAUGUGUGAGGGCUGUGAUAUUGCUCGGGUGCCCAGACCGAAGCAGGUGGUUUUCUUAGGGGGCCACUCCCCGAGCCUUCGACCUGAAGGUCUGAUACACAAGGCGGUGGAGCAUCGUAAGGAGAUGCAGUUCCAUGGUAGCCGGUGACCAACGAUUGGUUCAUACGCCAUUUAUUCCCUCAGGACACUGGAGCCCAUGUGCACCAUUGGUUUGGGAUCUGGUUAAAGCGCCGUACAUUCACUUUUCGUCCUCUCAUUUUCGUAAACAACACACAUGGUGCGAGAAGGCAAUGAGUAGGACUUCCCUAGCAGAGGCUAUAUACGCGUGGCCAUGUGAGAGCAUUUCGAGAGGGAGAGCGGACUCUCCCCACUCUCGACCGUACCAGGGCAUUUGAGGGCUUAUCAAGCAUCGAAGAAUGUAGAUGAUUUAUAAGUCCAAUAAAGAGGAUUACAAUAGGCUAGAAGUGUUGGGGAUACAAGAUCCCUAGAAAUCAAUUGGUAAACGUCUCAUUUUUACAUCAUAAACGCCCAUUUUUACCUUCAUUUUGUAUUUUCCACUUGGAAGAAACUUAAAUGUCGUUGGUUCGUUUCCUUUCUUAAUAAGUUAUUUUGUGACUUUGUCCAAGGAUAAUUUGGGACUGUAUUAUAAACCCUUUGGUUGUGUGUUUGUUCGUUCAUGCUUCUGGCUGCUUGUGUAAUGUAUUUUUUUCCGGUCUGGAUCAGGUCUUCUCCUUUGAGUUAUCAGGUAUGUGGCUCAGUGGAAUAACGUAGCUUGUCCUGUUACUGUAUUAUUGACUUCGUCCCGUUUUGCUGGUUUUAAGCGAUAUCGUAAUAUUUUCAAACGUAGCAGGGUAUUAGCUUUUUAUUUACACUGAGUAGCUUACAGAAUUCCUUCAUAGCAAUGUCAUUUUCAGCCCCUCCUAAGCUUCCAUUCUUUUUCCUCGAUGACCGUCAGUUCACGAUGAAUACGCAAUCUAAUCCAAUCAGAAAUUUGUAAACAAUGUAAAAUCAUUUACCAACUGUCACAAUUUCCUUGUGGAUAAUUCGUUUUCUAAGUUUUCGUUUGAUAACUUUUUAGUAUUAACUUUGUAUGGUCAAUAACUAACUAACGAAAGGAGUAUAUUUAAAUAAAUAUCUCUCUUAUUAGCAUACUGUUGGGGUGUUUAAUCCUCAGGUAACCAUCUAAUUACUGAUGAUUUUGUUAUUCGUAGUUCGGAACAACACAUAAGCGAACAACAUUAUUUUUAAUUUGGUCUUCAUCAGACUUUACGCUAAUAUACAAGAAUAUUUUUGUGUGUAUGAAACUAUUAAACCAAUCGAGACAGUUUAUGAGUCAAUGAUCAUCGAAGGUCAUGUGUUUGAUUCCCGGAUAUGGGUUUGUGGAUGUGCACUGAUUAAAAGUUCCAUAACAUAAAGAAAUGGCCGUCUGGUUUUUUCAGGUUUUCAAUUGUGGUCAAACUAAGGUCAGUUCAUGAUUUAAACUAUGAUAGCUUUACAAUACUUUAAAACUCUCCUAUACUAAUACUGGGCGUAUGAUAAAUUUACAACAAGUUUUGGAACAGUAAAUUAAGUCAAAUGAAAAGUUACAUUUAGAUAGGUGUGGAAGUCACAUGAAAUAAUUGUUACUAAUUACGUAUUAUGAAACAAAAGCAUUGACAUCCCUAAAAAUAGCUUUAUUAUCCACUCGUACUUUUCUCGUCCUAUUGAUUCAUAUAUAUAUAUGAUAUAAAAUGUCACCUUAUCUUUGUUUGUAGACCCUCAGCGACUAUGAAUUAUAUAGAAAAUUUAAAUAUGUUCGAAACUAUUCAAAUGGAAUGUCAAACAUUUACGUGUAUGUGUUAAUUCAUUCUCAAGGUUGCAUGUAUGUAUUCUGUAACCAUGUUUAAUGGUAGCCUAAUGAAAUCCCUAUUAUAACAUUUCCCUCAUGAUGCUGAGUGGUUCCAGUAUUUCACUUUCUAUUUAAUACAUCAAAAUACAAUAAACUUUGACAUAUUUUCUUAUUGUUAAACAGACUGACUGCUGACAGUUUUACAUGAUUUACUACUUCAUAUUGUUCAAUCCUUUCUUCGUCAAUUUCCUCUCCUCUGCGUCACUAUAUUUCUCAUCCACCUAUUAAAUCUUUAUAAACAUUCUCUACUUGUUCGGAAUUAUAUAUGUAUCGAUUUCUGUUUGUGUCCAUUUGUUCCGGGCAUUAUCAUUGUGUUUUUCCUGUUAUUUGUGAUUUCAUCCCUUUAUAUUCUGCUUGUUGCCUUUAUUUACGAAAAGACGGUUUUUUUUAAAGUUUUGUUUUCUUUAAAUCAUACUUUAUUAUUAAGUUACUUAGUAACUACAAUCGAUUUUGUAAUAAUCUACAUGUACACACACAUAUAUACAUGAAUUAUUGUUUGGGUAAAUUUUGACAUUUCGUGUGUUCAGUUUAAUUUUCUUCUACAUGUACAUCUGUUUAUUAAUGGGUCCAUGUGUGUGUGUGCGUGUGUGAUGAUGAUGAUGAUGAAUAAAUUUCUAAAAACUAGCAUAUACGUAAACGAUUACUCUAUAUCAACAGCACAUCAUAAAGCAUCCAUACCUUUUUUGCUAUAUUUGUCUGUUAUCCAUCGUUUAUACACAUAUUAUACAUCUGCGCUCUACUUGCCACAUUCUGUUCUGUUGUCAUAUUUUUGUUAUUUCUUGGACAUCUUUUUUUAAUUAUUAGGAUGGAAUCCAAGAGAGUUUUGUUCUACCUUUUCGAUCCUAUAUGACCUGUUAUCUUUUUUUUUGUUAUAAAUAAACUCAAUUUAGAAAAUACAUAUUCGAUGAUGACAUAUUAAUUAUUUUGUUCAUUGUAUCCAUUCGUGGUUGUUUGUCUCUGUUUAUGUGUGAUGCAUACUUGAUCUGUUCCACCUAACAGAUUCACUUCACUUGUUUAUGUUUGUAUUAUUAUUACUAUUAUUAACGAUCAUUUGGUAACUGGAUUAAAAACCGACUUAAGAUGUAUAAAUUUGUUUUUGCUACAUUACUCUACUGCACUGCCCCCUGAACAAUAAUCAAUACAUAAUCAUCACUAUUUAUCAUUGUUCUUGCUUGUAAGCAAAUUUUAGUCUUUCAUUCCAUGUAUUGGUUAUUCAUAGGUUUGUUUGUUUGUUUGUUUUCAGUUUAUGUGUUUAUUUUCCUUUAGUCAGUACGAUUACGCAAUUACUUCUAUUAUUAUUAUUAUUACUAUGGAUAAUUACUUGUAUAAGAUUAGUAGUGGGGAAGAAGCAUGGUCGUUUGAUUUUGUUAUACAUUUUAUGAGAUUAUUUUCUAAUCCAGUGCCUUCCAACUCUCAAUAUCUUUUUUUCUUCAUAUACCUACAUCCUACUUAAUAAACGCUGUACAUUAUUCUCUGUCUUAUGCUCUACACAAAAAAUACAUAUAGUAGUUUAACGUCGUUCAUCAGUUGUAUGAUAACUCAUCCAAAACGACGAACAGUUGGUUCAAUAUAUCUCAUUACUUCACUUACACACACACACACAGAUAUUUAUCCAUUUGUGAAAUAAAUUUAAUUUCAUAUUGAAUCUUCCCGUGUUUGAUGAUUAUUUACUCAUUGUUGGUCUGUCGGUUCACUUCUCCUCUCUCUUGUUUUCUAUCUAUCGUCUUUAUCUAUGCUUCGUAUUUUUUCCGUUUCAUAUUAGAUAAUGUGAUUCCUACGAUUUUUUACGAUCAUCAUUACUAUUAUUAUUAUUAUCAUUGUAAUUUUGUAUUGCUUUCUGACUUUUCCUUCGGUAUGUUUCAGAAAAUCCUUUAUCCUAGCGAGAACCUGAAUUUAUUUUGUUGGUUAUCCCUUCUGCUUUUAUAUUUUUUAUUGUGUUACACCUACUUUGAUGAUAGUGGCUAUGUUACCGGAGAUCAACAGUUUGUUCGGAAAAUCUAAUGUAUCUGUCUGGAUUAUGAGAAGUUAUUUCUAGUUUUCUUCACUUCUCUUGUGUGUCCGUUUAUCUCUACUUACUUUUAAAUAUAAAGAAAAUAAUAUCCUUUCUCUUUGUGUACUCUCUCUCUCUUUAUAUUCAACUUCCGUACAGUUUACAUAAGUAAAUUGUUCAGAUAUAUACAAUGAAUUAUGUGUAAAAACUUUAAUUGUAUAAGACAUAGUUUGAAGUAGAAAAUGAAAUCGUUUCUAUUAUGUUAUGCUUUAUUCUUUUCUUUUGUUUACCUGUUGCUUCGUUCUGUAUCUGUUUUUUUUCUCUCCUAAUUUUUUCUCUUUUUUGAUUUAUUCUUGCUCCGGCGCAUGCGCCCCCGUCCCCAUUCGCUACGUACAAAUCUUUCAUUUUUGAUGCCUUUCUCUCUGUCGACCUGUUAAUCUAUCUGUCUGUCUUCAUAGUCUUUCGAUUUGUUAGACGUCUUAUACCAUAUUUGUUUUCAAUCUAGAUAAUUGAAAGAAAAAUAACGAAAUGUAAUACGUUGUGGAAUUUGUAUUCUAUGAAGAAAGACCUUUCUGCGACACAAUUCUUUAAUUGUAUCUUUGUUAGAUUAAUUGAUUUGAGGUUACCGUGAUUGGUCCAAUGUUCGAUUUUUCUUUAAUUCUUUGUAGACAAACUUCGUAGUUAAUCAUAAGUUAUGUAGGAGUUGAUUCGAGUUUGAUACACUAAAUCAACAUGGUUAAAUGAAAUUUCCGAUGUAAAUCUUGGAGCAGUAUAAGUGGUAGCAAUAUCAUUACCAGUUGUAGUAGAAAAUGUUAGGUAUAAAUAGUAUGAUUAGCAAAGAAUGAAUGAAUUUUUAGAAUAAAAUAGCGUAUAAUAUUUAAAAAACUUGGAGCUCGCGGAAGGUAAAGCGUUAAUGUACCUUAUUCAUUGUGGGCCAUGUGAUCUAACAUGUCAAACUACUGGUUAUGAUAAUUAAACGAACCUCAACCAGAUAGUCUUCUCCUACCUACAUAGCUCAGUUCAUAGACUGAUUUUACGUCUUUAUUGGACCACCUCUAUCUUUCUUCAAACCUACUCUUACUAGUCAAUAUCGCUCUUUGAGGUAGGUAGUGGUUGGAAUAUACAAUACAUGUCCCAACCACUUCAGUCAAACCUUUGCCAAUUUGGUAAAAUAUUCUAAAUUUAACAGUAAAACUUCAUUUAAUCAAUAAAAUCUAUGUGUAGAUAGGUAAAAACGAUUCAGUUCUGAUUUGUGCAUUGAGUAGUCACAUUUUGAGUAAUGCUUCAUCAAUGGAUAGCUAUACUUCAUGAUAGAUGAAAGAUAAAUCACCCUAAGGAGAGUUUUGUUUCUGAAAUCGCUAUCAUUUAUGCUUUUUGAAGUCUCAUUUUAGACAGAACUAUUAACCAUUAAUGAUGAUUAUAUUUUCCGAAUCGGAAGUGUUUUAAAUUAUUCUACGAGAUAAAAGUUAUAUAUGUAAUGAGGCAUGAAAUUUCAAUUAUACUAAGUUUUACAAUCCGUAUCAGUCACUUAUACAAAUAAGUCUUUUGAUACUAGAAUUUGGGUAUAUUUUACAUUGAAGGACUCAUUUACAUACAAUAAACUAAAUUCAGCUUCUGAGCAUGAUUGAAUAACUCUUUAGUUUAAAGUAGUUCAUGUAAUUUUACUUAUCCUCGAUAUUGCUAACCGUUCUGAUAUAACCUCAGAUCAAUUGUUAUAGAUGAGUGCAAGUAAUAAGACUUUUAAGGAGGAAUGGUGAUAGACUGAAUAAUCCCAGCUGGAUCAUUUAGUUUGCUGCCCCAAAGACACAUGGUAAAUGAGAGACGAAAGUUGUAGAUAUACUAUCAGAAAUAAGUGGACUAUUCACAUAGCCAAGGUAACCAAAUGCAUACCCUUAUCUAAAUCAGUCCGGUAGCUUAUAUUUAUCCAUCAUCUUUUUUUUUGCUUUAUUAUUCUGCUUUGGCGAUAAAUUUUUCCGCUUAGUCCAAUUAGUAGGCCAUUCAAAUGUUCAUUGGUAAUUAAAUCGGAAAACAGAAUACCAUACAUUAUCCCCUAAAGAAGCUCGAACCAAACUUGUGAGCAAAACAUCAGGAUUAUUUUAAUCUCAAUACACUCGGUGUCCAACUAGUUCGAAAGUGUUUGUUCAAAUUCCGAUACAACAUAGAAGCUUUCCUUUCAGUUAUCAAAGUUUUCAAUGUUGAAGCCUAAAUGGAAUUCCGAAGGUUGUCAGUGACUUUGAAUAAAUAAAUUACCAUUAAGCUAGUGAUUUGUUUGAUUCCUUUUCAAAUCCUUGCGAAUGAUGUCAUGUCGUCAUGCACAGUUUUACGGCAGAUCAGCCGCUUUUAGAUUUUCUCGUUCCUUGCAGAUCAUUUCAUACUCUUCUUAACGAUGUUUUAUGUUUAACUGGCUUUUUAGUUGUUGAGAAAGUGUGUGAUAUAAUGACAUUCCACGUAGUCGCUUCUGAAAACCUUAAGUAAGUAUAAAAUCAUAGUUUAAGAAUUCGAUUAGCUGUCGCUGAUCAUAAAUUUUCGGUUACUUAUCACUUGUUGUUGGUAAUAUUAUUUUUUCUAAGACAUAAUCAAUUUUCCCAUCAACCACGCAACCACUUUUUUCACUAUAUCUAUAGGUCAACCGCGUUUGGUACUGCUCCAAAAGUUUUAGUACUAUCUAUGCAAAAAUGCUCUGG
Molecule: messenger RNA, 11915 nt
Organism: Schistosoma haematobium
Lineage: Eukaryota; Metazoa; Platyhelminthes; Trematoda; Strigeidida; Schistosomatidae
Product: YTH domain, variant 2
Exons: 7
Coding region: 1740-5093 (1117 amino acids)
Biological process (GO): mRNA destabilization
Cellular component (GO): cytoplasm
Molecular function (GO): N6-methyladenosine-containing RNA reader activity; mRNA binding
Source: RefSeq, a predicted model, not a curated record